CUCAGCAGCUCUGCUGCGUUCACGGACCUCUUCCUCCAGUAGGGCGCCAUCACCAGGUGGCUCUUUAUUCCACAAGAAGGUCGUCUGACAGCAUGACAAGCGACACAAUCAAUAUAACACCCAGAGCCAGAUAAAAUGCACAAGCUGCAGAGACUCUCGGUGGCCAAGCUGGCGACAGUUUUCCUCAAACUCUCGGUGAGGUUAAAGAGCUCUACAGGGAGACCGUCAGUCCCUCUGGGUGCAAGGCUUCUGACCAAUCCUGAUGACAUCUUCAAGCACAACAUGUGGGAUCAUGUGGAGUGGACAGAGGAGGACCGAGAAAACGCACGGCGGCAGGCAGCAGAAAAUUCCAGUGUACGACUUCCUUUAACGGAGCAAGGUAAACUUGACAGAGAAGCUAGCCAGUACUGGGACAAGUUUUAUGAGAUGCAUCAGGAUAAGUUCUUCAAAGACCGCAAGUGGCUGUUUUUAGAAUUCCCAGAGCUGCUUCCUCCGGGCGCAGAAAGCCAGGACGCAGACACAUGUCGGAGUAAUCAGCCGGCGGAAAGUCCACUACAAGGAACGUCCAGCACGGACGCAGGGACAAGACGCCAUCGCAGAAAUACAGGCGAUGUUCACUUUCAGGAGGCCGGUCAAGAUGCAGGACGAGGAGAAAAAGAAGCUGCCGAACAGACCUCUGCGUUUCCCGGACAGCAUGCAUCUUUCAGGAUCUUCGAGGCUGGAUGUGGCGUUGGUAACAGUGUAUUUCCCAUUUUAAAAAGCAUUAAAAACACAGAUUCCUUCUUGUACUGCUGUGACUUCUCCCCACGUGCCAUUCAGAUGGUCAAGGACCAUCCCGACUACGACGACUCGGUCUGUCACGCCUUUGUCCACGACAUCUGCGAGGAGACGGCCUCCUUUCCCUUCCCUCCUCAGAGCCUGGAUGUCGUUCUGGCGGUCUUUGUGCUGUCCGCUAUUCAUCCGGAUCGAUUACAAGGAGUUGCGAAUCGACUAUCUGCGUACCUGAAACCUGGAGGAAUAUUCCUCUUCCGUGACCGUGGAAGAUAUGACUUGUCACAGCUCAGGUUUAAGAAGGGAAGGUGCUUAUCAGAGAAUUUCUACACAUGUGGAGAUGGAACCUGUGUUUAUUUUUUCACUAAAGAGGAGGUUCAUGAUUUAUUUUCCAAAGCUGGACUGGAAGAAAUUCAGAAUUUGGAGGACAGACGGCUACAAGUGAACCGACGGCAAAAAGUUGUAAUGCGCCGUGUGUGGAUGCAGGGCAAGUUCAGGAAACCAUAUCCACCUUCAUCGUCUUAACACCCCACCUUCCUGUUUUUUAUACUUACUACUUUUUUUUUUCACAUACUUCUCUGAGAGAAACAGUUGUACAACAAUAAAACUAUGCAAUAAAAACAUUGUCAACAAAAUGUGUGGUGUUGUCUGGGUUCAUAUCAUUGUAUUAAUAUUCAUGAUUGAGUUUAGUGACUGUAACUGCUGUGACAGAGGGUCGAGGGACUAAUUAACAGAAAAUAAGAAUGAUUACAAAAUGAUCAAAAUGUUAUAUAUAAGAAAAAUUAUAAUGACAUUAAACAUGUUUACAUAUUAAAAAGAAAGCUCUUAAAGAAGCUGCUGAUGACAUGUGAAUAAAUAAUCCCUGUAACUCCUGUUUACUUUUGCACUUUAGUCACUUUACUCUUAAAGUCGUGUCUACAUCCUCCAUGGACAGUUUUGGAUAGUUAAUACAUUUAUGGCAUAGUUUUUUUCUUUUUGUACAUAUUUUACAUUUUUCUAUUUUUUGUAUUUUCUUCGUUAAAAGUAUCUUGUAAGUACACGUUGCUCACUUGUGCCUUAAAUUGACCCCAGGGACAAAUAAAGUUUUCUGAAUCUGA
Molecule: messenger RNA, 1868 nt
Organism: Mugil cephalus (flathead mullet)
Lineage: Eukaryota; Metazoa; Chordata; Actinopteri; Mugiliformes; Mugilidae
Gene: mettl8
Product: methyltransferase 8, methylcytidine
Exons: 10
Coding region: 136-1296 (386 amino acids)
Molecular function (GO): tRNA (cytidine-N3)-methyltransferase activity
Source: RefSeq, a predicted model, not a curated record